UUGGUGUACACAAUUACAUUGUCUCUGAGCAUAACUGGCAGAGCGCGGAUUUUUCUUGAUGCGUUACAAUGUCACAUGAUUUCAGGUUGUCAGAUUCGCUUUGACUCAUCUACUACAAAUUUGGAAGAAAUCUCCCCCAAACAGCACCAAAAUCACAUAUAUUACCUAGGGCCGGGUCUCCCGAUCAAAUACGGAACAUUCUAACCAAGAUAUUAACAAAUUCGAUCUUGCUGACAAAAGAUUCUGAUAUUUCGGCAUUUACUGCAACUUAGUGAGCAUGGUAAAAGCAAACAAGGAACAUAAUUUCAAGCUUCUUCAAGAGAAGCUUGAUAAAGAGACAGAUGCAUUGGAACAAAAAAUGUUAGAUGUGAAGCCGUGGUAUUUGCAGGGUGAAAUUGCAGCUACUGGACGAAAUGAAAAUACUUUACUUGAAGAACACUUCGAUGUACAACGCCAUGGUCUUUUCAAGCCAGAUGUUCGGGAUGAAGCUGUUAUAAAUGACUACAUCAUAAAAGCCAUCAAAGAAAGAAUGUUCGACAGUCCUGUUUUCAAAGUUAAGGAAGUAAAGGGACCUUCUAAAGAAAUCCCACUACAGAAUAUCGUCCAGAAGUCACUGGUAGAAGAGUAUGAAGGUUUUCUCAAGAGAAAUCAAAUUCUUGAAGAAGACCAAAAUGAUCCCCAAAAAAAUGCAAUCCAGGCUGAGAUGCUGGAACUGUUUGACGAGUUAGAUAGACUUUCUAGUCUUCAUUUUGUCCCGCAUAAGUAUAUACCUGAAUCCACAUCUGCCAAAAAUGAUGCGGCAUCAAAGUUAGAAGAGGUUGGACCGAUGGUUGUCUCUACAGCCAAUCUUCUAGCUCCAGAGGAGAUCUGUCCACCAAGGGGUGAAAUCCUUAUCGGUAGGAAUGAACGCACUCUUGCUGACCGUCGACGUCAUCGUCGGAAGUUAAUGAGGAUAAGAUCAAAACAGUUUAAUCCUCAAAAGAAGGGGAAAGUAGAUGACAGGCAAAUAGCCAUGGCGAGAGUAACCAAAAUGGCACAUCGACCAAAUUCAAAUAUCAAAAUUGUAAAAUGAAACUGUAUUUAUUUCUUCAACUUUGAGUAUUUAUCUUUGCUUACAAAUAUAUAUUCGCUAGCAUUUU
Schistosoma turkestanicum is the source of this 1139-nucleotide messenger RNA. NCBI's taxonomy places the organism in Eukaryota, Metazoa, Platyhelminthes, Trematoda, Strigeidida, Schistosomatidae. The record is from the annotation of a GenBank genome assembly.